Molecule: messenger RNA, 2142 nt
Organism: Drosophila grimshawi
Lineage: Eukaryota; Metazoa; Arthropoda; Insecta; Diptera; Drosophilidae
Exons: 2
Coding region: 55-2001 (648 amino acids)
Biological process (GO): glycolytic process
Cellular component (GO): cytoplasm
Molecular function (GO): magnesium ion binding; pyruvate kinase activity; potassium ion binding
Source: RefSeq, a predicted model, not a curated record
AAUUUAUGUAGAAUUUAUUUCUAUAUUUGCUUUGGGCAAUUUGUUUGAAUCAAUAUGACCGAAAUUGAGGUAGACGACGACAAUGUAUCCGAUUUGACCGAAUUAAUAAGGGUUAGCACUGCGUCUAAGAGAGGAAGUGUCAUCGAUGAUAUUUGCAAACGUCUCAAAAUAGUCACGAUCGACGUGGACAAGGUGCUCCGGGCCAAGGAACUGCUUUCAUCGCUACAGCGACGCAAAGCAUUUAUUGAUCUGAUUGGGCUGGAUGAAGAUUCAUCCAUCUAUAAAAAUCCAGAGGACUUGCAACGGCUGAAGUCACUGCACAGCCUGAGAAGAAUGUCAUUUCCACCAGACACGGAAGAUGAAGAGUUGAAUGAGGAAAUGAGCGAGGAUAUAUGCCAGAUGCCCUUCGAUGAAGAGCGUUGGGGUAAUUUCUUUUCUGGCUUUCAGAUAUUGCGCACACCAGAAUGCCUCGAUGCCAAUGAGAAUAGCAAGUGCAUUGAGCUGAGCACCGGAAAUUUCGAUGAUGACCUGCAUACGUAUUUAUUGUCUGGAGUUCGUUGUUUUAUGAUCGAUUUGUUUUGUGGUCCGCUGCGCGAGAAUCAAGAUGUGAUUGUGCGGCUCCGCGAGGCAGAGAUAUGUGUGUCCAAACAGUUAAGUUUUCCCGUUGUUUCCACCAUCAUUGCCAAGAUGUCGCCGCGUCAUCAAUAUACCGGUUAUUUGGCUCAGGACGAGAAUGGUCCAAUUCCAAUGCUUAAGGGAUAUAAAGUCUUCCUGACUGUUGAUCGCAACUAUUCGCGUAGCUGUACAUCGCGUAUGAUUUAUGUGAAUUCGCGUUUUCUGCUCUGCGACAUUCGUCCAUACGAUAUCAUACUUAUUGGCGAGGAACUACAGCUGAUGGUGCGCUAUGUGCGCCAGGAUCAUCUCAAUUGUUGUGUCUGUCGAAAGGGCGAACUUCGAUCCUAUAUGCCGGUGCUUUUGCCGGCACGCUGCAGUAGAUUCCGUGUAUCGUACGAGGAGGUGGAGGACAUUUCAUUUGCCCGCCAAGUAGGUAUCAAUGUGCUAGUCUCUAAUAUAGCCGGCACUGAAAGGUAUCUGGAUGAUCUGGAAAGAGUUGCAGCAUCGCUGCAGAGCGAACAUAUCAGACUCUAUGCCCGUGUGCUCCUAAAUGAUAUUCACGGCUGUGAUGGCGCAUUAAACUGGAUUGCCCUACGCUACGAUGGCCUUCUGGUGGAGUUGACGGAGCCAGAAAUAGUUCCAGACAUAAUGCGAUUGUGUCCGAACGCCGAAUGCAUCAUGCAGUUAGCCUAUGCCGCCAAGAAGCCCAUCUUAUUGGAUGUCGACCCCAUUAAUGGGCAGCGUUUGCGCGUUGAUCCCGCCCAUUAUUAUUAUACCUUCUUCUAUCCGGACAAAUUUGUGGUCAAGUCCCAAAAGUCGCGGAGUGCCUGUUAUUUUAGCUUCCUGCAGAGUGCCAUUUUUGAACAGAUCUUGCCGGUGGCACUGGCAAAGAUGCCCCAGUGUGAUAGCUCGCACACGGGCGCCGAUGGAUUGGCACGUGCCGUUGUAACAACCUCCCUGGAGCUGGAUGCUAAAGCCAUUAUCGUUUGCGGCGUGACCACACGGAUGGUACAGAAGAUUUCGCACUUUAGGCCGAAGGCACCCAUCUUAUUUGUCAGUCAUAUGCGCUCUGCUGAGGACAAUGUGUCCCUGUACCAUAAUGUCACGAUGCUCUCGUUCCGCUCGACAUACUUUAUCAGCCAUCAGCGCAAUAUCUUUCGAAAGACCGUUUUUGCUCUCGCCUAUUUGUCGUCGCUCCGUAUUGUCAAGCACGGUGAUAAGGUUAUUUUGGUUUAUAAUUAUGUGUCAGGCACAACGUUUCCCGAGAAGUAUCUCAUCUAUACAUUUCACAAAAAGCACUUUGUACAGCACAUAUCCGAGUCCUUGUUUUCAUCGGCAAUACCGGGAACAAAUAGUGCCCAAACUGCAGGCGUCAUGCAUGUUUAGCAUUUGUUGUUGGCUGCAAAAUUGACGUUAAUGCAAAUUUCAAUCGAUCGAACGAAAUGAAUUUAAAUGAAAACGUUUAUAACAAUGUAUACAUUAACAUUAUUUGCUGGGAGUAUACUGGUAAUAUAUAUUGUGUCGAUA